CGGCUGCUGCCGCCGCCGCAGCAGCAACCGCUGCUGGGGAAUGAUCUGGGCGGCAGCGGGCGGCCCGGGCUAGCAGCCACGAGCCACUUCUGCGGCUGCCGAGAAGAGCGAGGGUCGCCGGGCUCGUGUCGUCCCCCUCUCUGCCCCCCCGGAGGGGCGAGAGGGAGCCGAGGCUGAUGUCAGGUACGCCGGCGGAGGCGCCCUCAGACUGUGGGUCCAAUGUCUCGGUUCCCCUCGCCCUCCCCCUCUCGGAGCGUGAGUGUCCUCUCGUGCCCCUCGCCUCCUCGCGCGUCGCCUGCCGUCGGGUCGCGACGGUGAGACACGGGCUGCGCUCCGGACCGCGCGGCUUGAGCACUUAGCGGUCGUGCCCCGCUGGGCCCUCUCCCUGCGGACCUGCGGGCGCUCAGGUGUGGACAUCUUCCAGGAGAGCAGCCGGGCUGCCGCGCCGCCCCGGCGCCCAGCGAGCGGGCGCCUUCCGCAAGUGCCGGGGGACUUCCUCAGGGCUCUCUUGGACCAGCAGAAAUACAUUUUCGGGAAAUGGCCUCUAAAUCUUGGCUGAAUUUUUUAACCUUCCUUUGUGGAUCAGCAAUCGGAUUUGUUUUAUGUUCUCAGCUACUUAGUAUUUUGUUGGGAGAACAGAGGGACCUCCAGCCUAAUAUUCUUCAUAAUGAUCCUCAUGCUAGGCAUUCAUAUGAUAAUGAACAGAAUCAUCUAGAAGGACAGAUGAACUUUGAUGCAGAUGCUAGCCAACAUAAAGAUGAGAACACUGACAUCGCUGAAAACCUCUAUCAGAAGGUUAAAAUUCUUUGCUGGGUAAUGACAGGGCCUCAAAAUCUAGAGAAAAAGGCAAAACACGUCAAAGCUACAUGGGCCCAGCGUUGUAAUAAAGUGUUAUUUAUGAGUUCAGAAGAAAAUAAAGACUUCCCUGCUGUGGGAUUAAAAACCAGAGAAGGCAGAGACCAACUAUACUGGAAAACAAUUAAAGCUUUUCAGUAUGUUCAUGAUCAUUAUUUAGAAGAUGCUGAUUGGUUUAUGAAAGCAGAUGAUGAUACAUAUGUUAUAUUAGAUAACUUGAGAUGGCUUCUCUCAAAAUACAACCCUGAAGAACCCAUUUACUUCGGGAGAAGAUUUAAGCCCUAUGUAAAGCAGGGCUACAUGAGUGGAGGAGCAGGAUAUGUACUGAGCAAAGAAGCCUUGAAGAGAUUUGUUGAUGCAUUUAAAACAGACAAAUGUACGCAUAGUUCCUCCAUCGAAGAUUUAGCACUGGGGAGAUGCAUGGAAAUUAUAAAUGUAGAAGCAGGAGAUUCCAGAGAUACCACUGGAAAAGAAACUUUUCAUCCCUUUGUACCAGAACACCAUUUAAUUAAGGGUUAUCUGCCUAGAACCUUUUGGUACUGGAAUUAUAACUAUUAUCCUCCUGUAGAGGGUCCUGGUUGCUGUUCUGAUCUUGCAGUUUCUUUUCACUAUGUUGAUCCUACAACUAUGUAUGAGUUAGAAUACCUCGUUUAUCAUCUUCGUCCGUAUGGUUAUUUAUACAGAUAUCAACCUGCCUUACCUGAGAAGAUGCUAAAGGAAAUAAGUCAAACAUACAAAAACGAAGAUACAAAAGUAAAUCAGGAGCCCUUGAAAGAAAAACAUAAAUGAACAGAGGUAAAAUGUCUAGCAUUGCACUGAAGAAGAACUUCUCCAUUUCUGAUAUAGAACACUGGAAUCCCAGUGAGGAAUUCUUUCUAAGUGAACAUCCCAUAUUAGAAAUUUUUCAUAUGAAUGACUGUAAACUGAAGCUUUAAGUGAGCUGUGAAGUCUGUUGAAAUGUGUUUUGAUACAGUAAUAUAUAUACAUAUAUGAAAAACUUGUGUUUUUAAAAUAGUGGCCAGGCAGAGGAACAAGAAGAGAUUUUGUUGCCUGUUCCUGACCACAUGUAUUAUUUUCACUGAGAAAAUUAAACAGUUAAAUUUGCUAAAACUACACUGCAUCAUUGUUAGUAACCCACACACGAUGCUACACAGAUCUGCCUUAAAGAAAAUUUAGAAGGAAAUAUUGUUGCUCAGUGUUGCUUGUAAACUCAAAACAUGAGUUUAUAUUUGCAGUAUGAUAUAAAUGAACCAACCCCCCCCCACACACACACACAUCCAACUUUUGUCUAAUGAAAAUUUUGCUGUGACUAUUUAUAAUUGGCAGUAUUUCUUCCAGAGUAAGGUAGAAUAAGAAUGGCACUUGACCUAAAGUGCAUUAAUAAAACCACAUUUUGAAAUUA
Molecule: messenger RNA, 2257 nt
Organism: Lagenorhynchus albirostris (white-beaked dolphin)
Lineage: Eukaryota; Metazoa; Chordata; Mammalia; Artiodactyla; Delphinidae
Gene: C1GALT1
Product: core 1 synthase, glycoprotein-N-acetylgalactosamine 3-beta-galactosyltransferase 1
Exons: 5
Coding region: 538-1644 (368 amino acids)
Cellular component (GO): membrane
Molecular function (GO): N-acetylgalactosaminide beta-1,3-galactosyltransferase activity
Source: RefSeq, a predicted model, not a curated record